AUGUUCUUCGCCUUCUCGUCAGGCAAAACAUGCCGUCCGCCUGCCCAAUCGCCCAUCAUCCAGGCGUACCACGAUGGACAUCAGGCUACACGUCCUGGCGUACCGUCAACAACAGUCUUCAUUACGAACCCGCUACAACCUACCACGCGUACACACACCACAUACCAACCUGCCUACACGGUUGAAAUUGACGUCUUCGUCGAACCCGCACCGGAUCCUGACGAUGAAGACAGACGGGAGACAUGGAUAGUCGACCGCCAGCCUCACAGGCAGCUGGCCCGAGGUCACGUUGUGACCCUCCGAACUGAAAAUCACGUGAUAGAGUCUGGACGCCUCUCGAAAGUCGUGACUCUGAUGCGCCACUGGGUCACGUUCAAAAUCACCGGAAGCAAGGCCGGCUUACAAAUCAGAGUCCCCAUCCCAUGGGCCCACCUCUGCGAUCUUGACGGCUACUCGCACACCGUCCUCUACCGAACUCUUCCAAUGACCCCGGCCCCGCAUCAUACCUUCCUAAACAAGCCAGCCUUCCAAAACACCGACUCCAAUCCUUACGAAUUCGAUAUCAAACCGAGCUCUAUGACGCCACGCUACGACUACACUAAGAAGACUCUAGCGGAAGUCCCGUCCACCGAAGGGUCCAGUGUUACGACCACGACCUCGGAAACCUCCCCUACGACCGGCUGCGUCUCGAACAGGCUCGCCGACGUUAAUGCCUCGCUCGCGCCCUCCCAGUUCGGCGACGCUCGUAGAGAGCGACCCGAGAACCCUACGAAUCUCCUGCUGGUCCUCGCUCAGGCGGUGGACGGCGUUAGCCAAGUGAUUGAAGUUGUCGGGCAAGCGGCGAUACUCCGGCACAUACAGUGGGUCGAGUUGGUACGCGACCGGAGCCAGAGGCUCGUCAAUAGCCUCGCGAUGCAGGACGGACUCCUCGGACCAGGCGAUGGUCGGAUAGGGUGCGCCCAACGAGUCGUGAGGCAGCUUGUAGCGCUGGAAGAUCUCGUCGAUGUAGUUCAUGACCUCGACGACGUCGUUGAAGGAGUACGGCGAUGGGACGGAGUUCGGGUCAUCGGUGACCGCCUUGCAGUAGGACUCGAAGAGACCGCGCUGGAAAAGCCGAAGACCUACGAGCAUCCAACGAACGCAGUUGGCCCACGACAGCCAUUCGCCCCGAGAUACGGGCAGGAGACGUGGCUCUACGGCGGCCUCACCCUUGAUGACUUCGAUCAAGCGGUAGUAGCGGGCGAUGUGAGCUUCCGCGGUCGGUUCGACGCGUACGUUGGGCAUGGUGGUGUUGGGGAAGAAUCUGCAAGACAGCCUCGGUCGUAUGGUCGCGGUGCUACGGCUAGCCAAGUACCGUUCGGGCGGUUGCCCGGGGCUAAUCACGUUCAACAGGGCCCGAAGUCUUACGCCAUGCUGGCGCAUUCUGCGUUGUUCUAUCCUGUAUAUACUGCGGGGCGAGCCCCCUCGAAUACCAGAUACCCUUACCCUCUCAACUUGUCCGUUCGUCUCCCUCGUCUCGUCGUCAAGUCAUCGAUUCGCUCGGUUCGCGACCGUGGUCUACUCGUCUCGAAGCGUCCGCUGCCUUGUCGUAGAAGCAGAUCGGGCCUGUGCGAAGCCUUGCCGACCUCGCUCCUUCCACUAUCGACCAUCGUACCAUCUCGGUACACCCUCCUAGCCACUAGGUCUCGCAUAUCGUUGCUCGCCCUUCGUCGGCGUCUACGCGCCCGUAUGGCAAAGAACCCCCGGACCAAGGAGCUAAUGGCGGCUCUCCCUGGUGGAGAUGGAAACGAUGUAGCUGGAAUGGGAAACACGCCGUGA
Molecule: messenger RNA, 1818 nt
Organism: Rhodofomes roseus
Lineage: Eukaryota; Fungi; Basidiomycota; Agaricomycetes; Polyporales; Fomitopsidaceae
Exons: 6
Coding region: 1-1818 (605 amino acids)
Source: RefSeq, a predicted model, not a curated record